AUGACCUCCAGGACCCCACUGUUGGUUACAGCCUGUUUAUAUUAUUCUUACUGCAACUUAAGAGGCCUGCAGGGGCAUGUGAGAAAAGGUAAAAGACUGGUAUUUUCACAUCCACAGGUACCAGAAAUGCAGAAGACCGACAGCUUCCAGCUACCUAAGUGGGCCCAAGGUGAUAUCUGCCCAUGUUGCCUUCCAGACUGGCUACUUGCCACGAUGAGGGAUCUUCUUCAGUAUGUCGCCUGCUUCUUUGCCUUUUUCUCUGCUGGGUUUUUGAUUGUGGCCACCUGGACAGACUGUUGGAUGGUGAAUGCUGAUGAUUCCCUGGAGGUGAGCACAAAGUGCCGCGGCCUUUGGUGGGAGUGUGUCACAAAUGCUUUUGAUGGGAUUCGCACCUGUGAUGAGUAUGAUUCUAUAUUUGCGGAACAUCCUUUGAAGUUGGUGGUAACUCGAGCAUUGAUGAUUACUGCAGAUAUUCUAGCUGCAUUUGGAUUUAUCACCCUGCUCCUUGGUCUUGACUGUGUGAAAUUCCUCCCUGAGGAGCCAUACAUUAAAAUCCGCAUCUGCUUUGUUGCUGGAACCACAUUACUAAUAGCAGGUGCCCCAGGAAUCAUUGGUUCUGUUUGGUAUGCUGUUGAUGUUUAUGUGGAACGUUCUUCUUUGAUUUUACACAAUAUAUUUCUUGGCAUCCAAUAUAAAUUUGGUUGGUCCUGUUGGCUUGGAAUGGCUGGGUCUCUGGGUUGCUUUUUAGCAGGAGCUGUCCUCACCUGCUGCUUAUACGUCUUUAAAGAUGUUGGAUCUGAGAGAAACUAUCCUUAUUCCAUGAGGAAAGCCUAUUCAACUGCCGGUGUUUCCAUGGCAAGGUCCUAUGUGGCCCCUCGGACAGAGACUGCCAAAAUGUAUGCUGUAGACACAAGGGUGUAAGAUGCCACUUAUCAAUCUGUGUUGAUAUAUUAUUUAAUUAAACAAUAAAUAUAUCCAAGUCAAUAAAAUAGCAUGCUAUUCCAGGAACAUUUAGACUUCAUGUUCAACUAAAUUAAGUGCUAGCUUAAUCAAACAGUUUGAUUCUGCUGUCUUUUAUCCUUUCUGUUAUUCUCGUAUUAUUCUCUCUGUUUCUCUUCCCACACACUUUCCCCAUAAUUUAAGAUAAGGAUGUGAGGAUGUAGAAGUGUUUGUGGUUCCUGUAUUUCUAUUAGAAAUUAUGACAUGGUGAUAUUAAAAUAAAAUGAUACUUUAAAAAUAGAAAGCAAUCUCAAAUGAAGCCAGAAAUCCUAAUCUUUGAAAGGAUUUACAAACUCUUAUCUUUCUCCUUGGCCUUUGGUUCAUUUUUUGUAAUCUCAACGAGUGGGCGAGUUAUUUGAUAACUUGGAGGAAGAUGAGUCUUUGAAAUUCAAACAGUAUAUCAAAGCCUACUAUUUCUCUGAUUCUGUAAAAAGAGAGAAAGAAAAUAAUAGCUUCAUAUACCAGCCACUGGUGGGCGUUAAAGAUAGGAAGUUCCUCUUCCACAUUCUAAAUGUCAAAGGCAAAUGCUAAAUUAAUAGUGGAGUCAGUGGCGAUUUUCUACCUCAUUAACAACAUAAAAUAUCUGUGUAUUAUUUCACCACUAUUCUAACUUUGUCUGCAUAUUGUCAAAUUGUUAGACUACAGCAAUAAUAGUUCAACCAUGGAGUUCACUCAUUAAUUGAACAUCCAAAUAUUUUUCAUGGAUGCAUCAUAUUAGGAUGCACCCAUGCAAGUGUCCGUUCACCAUUGGAUUCUCAGAACCCAGCAAAAUAUUUGACAUAUGACAAAAUUUAACAAAUGUAUGUGGUUAAAAUAAAUAAAAGGUCAUAACUCUCUACUGAAAAAUUAAUUUUCCCUUAUAAAAUGUGUUAUUUUGAAAAAAUAGAAUUAUAUACACACAUAAAGAAGUCAGUGAUGAUUGCUAAUAGCUUUUUCAUCCAUAUUCAUAAUGUAAUCAUGUUGAAUUUUUUUAAAUUUUAGAGUUUUUGAAAAGGUUACCAAAUUUAAUCUCAAGUUUUCUGAUUCUUUUUAAUUCACAUGAAUAUCAUUAAUAUCCUUAAGGCAACCUUGCAGUACUCUAAAAGAACAUCAACUGAGCUAGAAAUUAGCUCUUUGGGAAAAUGGAAAUUAAAUUGUGAAUUUCUGAAGACACCAAAAGAUGUGUUUCAAAUUUAAAAUGUUAAGAAUAAUGUGAAAAUGAGAUGAUGAAACUCAAGUGCAUGUAUUAAUGUUGUUGAGAAUGUUGGCCAUGACUUCCCACAGUAUCUCUUUAGCAGUGUUCUCUGGAGCUAUUCCAAUCUAAUUUUAGAAUUAAGAGCAAUUAAUUCACCUUUAUUUCAUGGAUAUUAUUAACUAUAUAAUUGACAUUAAAAUUAUUUUUAGAUCAUAUACACUAGUUAUUUGGGUAUUAUCCUAUGCAUAUUAUUUUGUUUUUCUUUUUUCUUGUUUUUUUUAAAUUUUUAUUCCCAUUUUAAUUCUAUGAUAUGUUUUCUGACAUGUUUUAUAUAUUCUAAUAAGUCUCUUGAAAUUCUCCAUGGCAAAGGCAGGGAAAAACAGAUUAGGUUGUAAAGAUGUUAAUUGUUUUACCUUUAAAGAUUUCAUUUGCAUAAUUAAAUAUUUCAGAGACUCAUGGUGAUAAUUAAUAUGUAUAACUGUUUUGAAUAUUUUCUCAAUUAAAAUGUUUGUAUAUCCUGAGGGGGAUAACAA
Molecule: messenger RNA, 2706 nt
Organism: Microcebus murinus (gray mouse lemur)
Lineage: Eukaryota; Metazoa; Chordata; Mammalia; Primates; Cheirogaleidae
Gene: CLDN16
Product: claudin 16
Cellular component (GO): membrane; bicellular tight junction
Molecular function (GO): structural molecule activity
Source: RefSeq, a predicted model, not a curated record